Molecule: messenger RNA, 5467 nt
Organism: Bacillus rossius redtenbacheri
Lineage: Eukaryota; Metazoa; Arthropoda; Insecta; Phasmatodea; Bacillidae
Product: calcium-binding and coiled-coil domain-containing protein 1-like
Exons: 14
Coding region: 284-3226 (980 amino acids)
Source: RefSeq, a predicted model, not a curated record
AUGACCUGGAAAACGAAACCUGCAGUACGGCUUCUUUGGCGUAUUUGUUGUCGUUGACUGUAUUUUGCGAUGUGUCAAGUUUUAUGGUUAUAAUAUGUUGUGUUCCUGUGAAAUCAGGCCACGAUUGAAUGAUUUUUGAGUUUAAUAUAAUUUUUUUGAGAAGUAGGAUUAAGUAGUUUUUUAAAAACUUUGUGAUAGGUUUGUUUAUGUUCGCAUGUUGGCUAACUUCCUGUAAAUUUCUUCUUUGCUUCAUUAGAUACUAUAUUGCGGGGUUGAUUGCAGGAUGGUGACGCAGGUUACAGACGAUGACAUGCACAGGCUGUCGUCGAACAUGAAUGACAUGACUAUAUCCUUUGAAGAGUUCAGCAUGCCCUACAUUUCAGGACUCAGCUCGCAGAGCCUCUUGGAGAGGUCGCAGUAUGGAAAAGUGAUAUUCCACGAGAUCCAGGACUCGUACCCCACGGACGCCGACGUGCUGUGCAAGUACACGCUCACGGAAGGGGUGAGCCACGCCCGCGGCGACAGGAUAAACAUCUACAAGGUGGGGUGGAGGCAGGCGGCCGACUUCUUCCACAGCAUGUGGGCGCCGCAGCCCGCCGUCUCGGGCCAGUCGGAGUUCCAGGUCCUCUUCAAGGCGAGCAGCAUGCCGAAAGACGACCAGAUCUACCAGUUCUGCUACAUGACGGCGGGCGACGAGAUGCGCGGGGCCAGCGGCCCGUUCCAGUUCCACCAGCCGUACGACAACGACCUGUGCACGGUGGAGGAGCAGGACGGCCUAGUGAUUGUGCGCUCCCGCUCGUCCGUCGCCGAGGAGAGGCUGCGAGAGGCGCAGCAGACGAGCCUCACGCUGCAGAAGGAGAAGAGCGAGGUGGAAGGGCAGCUGCAGCAGUUCACCAAGAUGCUGGCCCUCAAGAACAAGGAGAAGGACGACGUGCUGAGCCGGCUGUCCGCCGUCGCCGCCGAGAAGCAGGAGCUGGCCAAGCGGCUGGACGAGUGCGCGCACCUGGAACGGCACAUGGAGCGUCUGCAGAAGGAGCUGCAGGCGCUGGACGCGGAGAAGAUGGAGAUGCAGGCGAAGCUGCAGAAGGCAGAGGCCCAAAUACAAGCGCUCACGGCUUCCCUGGAGAGCCUCACCUCCGACAAGGAGCAGGUGUCCCAGCAGCUGCGCGAGGCCGCGAGGGGCGCCCUGGAGCUGGGCCAGCUGCGAGGGAAGCUGGAGGACCAGCAGUACACCAUCAACGUGCUCACCUCCAGCAAGGAGAUGAUCACCAACGAGCUCCGUCUCGAGAUCAACGCCAACGAGAAGCACCAGAGCUUAAUCAAAACAUUGACAGAUGAGAAGAAAGAACUAGAGGAGAAAAUUGGAGCUUUUGAGAAACGAAUAAUUGAAUCAGAUCGCUUGGUGGGAGAAGCCCUGCAGAUAGAGCAAACAUCAUUGGCAGAACUGAACAAGUUGAGAGAAGAAAACGUCUCCCUCAAAGAGUUGUUGGAGCAACUGGCCAGAGACAGUCAGCGAGAGGUGAAGUUCGCCAAGGAAGUGGAGCAGCUGAAGGCGGCCAAGGAGGCCUUGCAGCUGGCCCUGGAGGAAUUGCAGCAGAGAAUGGAGCAGGAGAAACGGGAGCACGCCAAGGAGACCAGCUCCCUGAAGGAGCUGCUGGGACAGCUGGCGAAGGACGGCCAGCGGGAGGCGAGCCUGACGCAGGAGCUGGAGCAGCUGAGAGCCGAGAAGCAGGCGCUGCAGCGAGAGAAGUCGGAGCAGGCGAAGGAGACCAAGUCGCUCAGGGGGCUGCUGGAGCAGCUGGCGAAGGACAGCAAGCGGGAGGUGGGCCUGGCACAAGAGAUCGAGCUGCUCAAGACGGAGAAGCAGGCCGCUCAGCAGGCCGCGGAGGAGCUCCGGCAGGAGAAGGCGGAGAACUCGAGGAAGCACGACAGCAUGCUCGCGGAGCUGAUCCGCCUGACUGGGAAGGAGAAGAGCAGCGAGCUGCAGCUGGCGCAGCUGUCCAGCGAGCUGGCCGAGGCCGCAGAGGAGCUGUCCAAGCUGCGCGACGUGAAGGCCGAGUCGGAGGACGUGAAGUGCCUCGCGGACAUGGCGCUGAGCCGGGCGACGCUGCAGCGCCGGGUGGAACAGUUGGAGGCGGAGGAGAAGAUCAGCAACAAGCGGGUGAUUGUGCUUCAGGAUCGCAUAGAACUGCUGCAGAAGGAAACGAUAAGACUGCAGAACCUGGUUGACGCGCGGAACGGUCCGUCGAAGGAGAACUGCUUCGGGGAGCUGUUCUCGUCGCUGGAGCAGCAGAAGCUGGCGGCGGAGGCGCAGCUGGGCGAGGCCCGGGACUGCGAGCGGGAGCAGCUGGAGCGCCAGGAGAGCAUCUCCGCGCGGAUCGACGAGAUGGCCGCGGAGACAGAGGCGCUCGACCUGGAGCGGGGGGAGGUGCAGCAGACGUACCUGGCCAGCAGCGCCGAGCUGGGCAAGCUGCGCGAGCGCUUCCAGACCCUCAGCAACCAGUCGAGUGGCUUCACCUCGGAGGUGGACGACUGGACGGCAGUGGGCUCGCCCCUGGAGCUGUCGCGGGUGGAGGACGAGAUGCGGGACGCAGAGUGCUUCGUGGAGAGCUCGCACAUGCGCAUCAUGCAGCUGGAGCAGCGCCGCCAGGAGCUGGGGCAGGAGCGGGCCGUGCUGGCCGCGCAGCACCAGGCGGCGGUCGAGCGCGCGCACCGCCACGGGGAGGAGCGCAAGGCCGCGCAGCGCCGGCUGGCCGCCGUCGAGGAGUCGGAGCGCAUUCUGCUCAGGGAACACUUGGACGUGGUGAUUGCUCCGGCGGGAGCAGAUGCCAGCGGCGACGGGGACAAGGUAGCUGUCCUCAGCAAGCUGGAGGACACUGCUGCCAUCGCACAGAACGGCGGGGAGGGCGCCCAGGAGCUGGCCCUGAGGCUGAAGCUGGCGGCCGCCGAGUACCGCAAGCUGUAUGCGGAGAAGCAGAAGGCCGACCGGCGGCUCAGGAAGCUGUACCAGCGGCUCGGCAACAAGGAGGCCGGCGCCGGCGUGCCCGCGGCCGAGGUGCCCACCGCGGAGCUGGUCAACAUCUCCGGUGCCGCGGAUUCUAACAGUUCAUCACAGACUCCAGGAGGAGCCACCAGCUUUUCGUUUGUCUGCCCAGUCUGUUCGUCGUCGUUCCCACGCGGGGGCUGCGAGGUGUUCAUGGAACACUUCGACAAUCACCUCUCAUAAAGGGGUCCCCCCUUUCCCCCCUCCCGUCCCUUGCAUGCCCUGGGGCACACCUCUUUGUAUGUUUUUUCUUUUCUUUUAGUAUAUUUUAGCAAGAAACAGCAUGGUGCAAACAAUAUUAGCCCCAUGAGCUUAGUCCAUUAGCGAUAACUCUACUGGUGCAGUUAUAUUUGUUCAUUUAUGUUAGUUAGUACUAGAUUACAAUUAUUUUGUGGAUUCAUCUCACUCCAGGCUAGUAACAAAAUCACAUCCUUUGUCUGGCUCAGAAUCAUCAGAGGUAUGUCAAGAGCACGGUAGUCCAAUCAUCAGCGUGAAACAGAUGUACAAGUGCUCCUAGUCUACUUUGCUACACAAUGAAUCCAUGAAAUAAUCCUGGCUCUAUUUAGGAUGUACUAUUUGUUGUAUCAAAAAACAUUUUUGUGCAAUUUUGUGUGUAUUGAUUCAAUUGGUGCUUACUUUAGUGUUGCUGAUGUAAAAGUGUGAAUUUAGCACCUUUCAAAUGCAUGAUGACAUUAUUUUAGUGAAUGCACAAGCAAGUGUCAUAUUUUAGUUUAAGGUGCAAUUUUAGUCCUAUGAAGUAACAUAAUGCUUCUUUUAAACUAUGUAUUAGAUUUUAUGUUUUUUUUUAAUAUUCAAUAAUGUUUAUUUAAUAUUCUCCUACUUUAUUUUUAAAGAUGAUAAUGUGUAUGUUGUUCAGAGGAAACCAUCAAUGUAUCUGUAUGAAUUAUUAUUAUUUUUUUUUUAAUCUGUACCUUACUAUUUCACCUAAAUCUAUAGGAACCUGUAUAAACUUAAUGUGCAUGUUUCCACCUGUCCCAUUGACGUGAUAGCCAAGUGGCAAUAGAUGCAAAUUAAAGCAUGUAUUUUACUUCCAUAAUAUCAUCUUGCAAGCAAUCAAAAUUAAGAGCAUUUGCUGUGAAAAAUAAAAACUGUCAGCAUUGGGUUAGUGGUGUUCAUCUUUGCUUAAACAAUGGACUCAGUUAUGUAAACUUAUGUGUGUACAUGUGAAGUACUAAGCAAGUAAUGAUGUUAAGUUUGAGAUGCUGUUCAGCAAAUAAUUGGGAUUAAAAUAUGCCUAAGAUUUCUGAGAAGGAAAAGCAGGCAGGGAGUCAGUCUUUAGAACUUAAGAACCACAAUGGUACAUAGUUAAAUUUUCGUAGUGGUGUUUGUUUGCCGAUGUAAUUGCUCUACGUGGUAACAGAUAGCUAUCAAUUGUACGUAGUUUUUCAUAGGAAUGGAAGCACAUGUAAGAAAUGGUUAUUUUGUAUAAAAGGAAAAAAGUGUGAAUGUGUGCAGAAAUAUUUUAUAUUCUGUGUUGGAUGAUUAAACAGGUUUUCUUUAAGAUCACAAACGUAUACAGUAAUAGUUUAUUUCACGGUCGUUCCACAGGAACAUUCAUUUUGAACAUACAAGCAUAAGUAUUUUGACAAACCUUUUUGUCAUUUUUUUUUAUCACUGAAAGUUGAAUUGGCAACUUAACGAGCUAGCAUUUUUUGAUGGAUUCUCAAAUUAUAUUUCCUCAAGUAUGAAAUUGUUUAAAAAGAGCUUGCAUCACAAAACUAUUUUGGACGAAUCUUGUGAAAGAUUCUCUUACUUGCUUGUCUAUACUGUUUUUACUCAUCUUGAUAUUACUCUGACAUGUAUCCAUGGUUUAGUUUUAUGUAGUAGUAUUUGUUUUUGUGCAGGUUAAAUGGCUAGUGCUGCAAAUAUGCACUUAAAUUACUAGGAAAAAAAAUAUUAACUAAUAUUACAUUUUUUAUGAUUAUUACGACUCGUCCGGUGUUUUCUACAAUUGUUGCAGUGAAGACUUUUUAUUAAGAAAACUAAAGAAUCAUACAUUUGCUGUUCAAAGUUUUUUUUGAUGCACUACAUAUUCUCUGAGCAUGACAUCUUAAUAAUUUUAAGCACAUUUAAUUUUAUUUUUAUUUCAAUUUCAGGCACACAUGUAGUGUUAUGAUUAGCGUACAGAUAAUGAUAAUGCAUGUAGAUAGUGGUCGAGUCGGACAGUGUACAGUCACGUUAUGUCCAAAGUGUGAUUAGGUAGAGUAUAUAAGUGCACAAAACAUUUUGAGUAAAAACAAUGUGUAGAUGCUUUUGUAUACUACUGAAGAUUUCCAUUUAUUAUAUUUUAAAGAACUCUCUACAUUUGAUUGUCAUGUAAAUUGUAAUCACUAAUAUGUAAUAAAUUCAUUAUGUAAUAUAUGUAAAAAUUAAACGUAAUAAAGUUUAUCCUACAAUUGUCAA